GACGCGGACACGGACACGGCAAGCUUCCCCAGAAAAAUCCCCAAAUCCAAGGAGACAACCCAAGCCAAGGAAACUCUCUCUCUCGCGCACCACCGGACCACCGCCGAGCGCCGCCGCCCGCCCGCCCGCUCGCCAGGCUUCCGGCGUCCCGAGGCCUCGCAGGGGGAUUGGAUCGCCGGCCAGCCAUGGACUGGAGCGCGGUGACGGCGGAGGACCUGGUGGACGCGCUGCGGGAGGUGGACUGGUCCACGCCGCCGCGCCCCGUCCCGGAGUUCUUCUCCCGCUUCACCGUCCCACGCUCCUACUCCAAGUGGACCAGCCGCCUCAAGUGCAACCUCUACUACUACAGGACAAACUACUUCAUCUUGAUCAUGUUCAUUCUCGGGUUGGGCUUCCUUUGGAAGCCUGUUGCUAUUCUUGCAGCCUUUAUGACUGGAUUCAGCAUUGCAUUUCUUAAUGACAGCUUUGCGGUCACUUUCAACGAGAAAGUCACACGGACUGUCCGACAAUUCUCACCACAUUUAGCUGCUAAGAUGAGACCACCGAUAACCCCUGUUAUUCGUGGUCGACCAAGCUCGAAGAGAUCAAUUCAUAUUUGUGGGCGGCCUCGCUGGUUGUUUGUCCUUCUAUUUUCUGCGGUUAGCUGCAUGCUCUGGUUGACCUCAUGCAGUCUUCUCACAGUUCUGUGGGCACUUCUCAUUGCUCUACUUGCAACCGUACUCCAUGCCAGCUUCAGAACACCAAAUCUGAAAGCACGCCUGAAUACAUUCAGAGAAGAAUUCCGAGCAGUUUGGCGGAAUUAUAGCGAGCUUUAGAGCUCCUUUGGUUCUCAUGUGAUAAGAAAAUGUGCUUAGUGCUGAAACUUCCCUGCUGUUUGUCCAUUGUGAUUUUGGGAGAUGACCAAAGGUGAUACGUGGUUGCACUACUUUGUGAUUACUGGUUCAUUUGGAGUUGGACCUGGACUGGCUCUGUAGGUGAUGCUGCACCUCAGUAUGUAGUCAGUCCGUAUCACAGUUAGUUGUUCCUUUGGACUUCUCCCUAACCAAGCUUUGGAGGAAGAACAGCAUGCAUGUAAAGGAUGUAAACAAAUAUUCUGAUCUUAGACAAAAGCAUAUGUUGUUUGUUGAUA
Molecule: messenger RNA, 1129 nt
Organism: Lolium perenne
Lineage: Eukaryota; Viridiplantae; Streptophyta; Magnoliopsida; Poales; Poaceae
Product: PRA1 family protein A1
Cellular component (GO): membrane
Source: RefSeq, a predicted model, not a curated record